UCGUGCGAACAACGCGAUUCUCGAAUGUAAUGGAUAAUCAGAGACUAUGCAAAUUAAAGUUCAGAAAACGGAAGGCGGCUCCGAACGUAACGUUUUGCAUGAAAACAGAAAGAAAUGCGUCAAAUAAAAAAAUAUUAGAAAUAAUCCAAAAGCCAUUAUCUGAGAGGACAAUUGAUGACAAAGAAAUUCUUAAUACAUGUAAGGAUACAGUACAAAAGAUAUCUCAGAGGUUAGAUAGGCAAAAGAAAUUAAAAGAGCGAUGUCAAGAGUUUGAAGAUCCAAUUGAAGUAUUAGAUACAAAAUGUGAAGAACUUGCAAAGGCUAUUUCGUCUGCAUCCAAUUUAGUAGUCUAUACUGGUGCUGGAAUAAGCACGGCAGCUAAAAUACCCGAUUACAGAGGCUCAAAUGGAAUAUGGACAUUAUUAGAUCAAGGAAAAGAUAUUGGAUGUCACGACUUAAGCCAAGCGGAGCCCACGUUAACACAUAUGGCAAUAUAUCGAUUAUACCGCGAAGGAUUACUCGGACAUGUCGUUUCUCAAAAUUGUGAUGGUUUGCAUUUAAGAAGUGGUCUACCAAGACCAGCAUUGUCAGAAGUUCAUGGUGAUAUGUUUAUUGAGGUAUGUAACAAUUGUAAGCCAAACAGACACUAUUUACGAAUGUUUGAUGUGACAGAACAUACAGCAAGAUUUAAUCACAAAACACUGAGGUUAUGUUAUGCUUGUCACAAACCAUUGAAAGAUACAAUUGUUCACUUUGGAGAACGUGGUAAACUUCAGUGGCCAAUUAAUUGGUCAACAGCUUGUAAACAUGCUGAAAAAACUGAUGUAAUUUUGUGUUUAGGAUCCAGCCUAAAGGUUCUGAAAAAGUAUCCAUGGCUUUGGUCAAUGGAUAGACCAGCUAAGAAAAGACCAAAGUUAUACAUUGUAAAUCUUCAAUGGACUCCCAAGGAUGACCAAGCUACAUUAAAAAUAAAUGGUAAAUGUGAUGAAAUUAUGAAAAAAGUAAUGUCAAUAUUAAAUUUGGAUAUUCCUAAGUAUCAACGUUGUCUUGAUCCUAUAUUUCACCAUGCCACAAUGUUAGUAGCAGCUGAAGAACAUACAACAGUACAUCCUGUUUUAGCGGUUCCGACUGAUGAUGUUCAAAAAACCGAUUCAAAUACAAUAACAAAAUGUGAAAAAAUAGAAUUAGAUAUUAAUAACGGUAACAAUAUUACCAAAAUGUGUUCAGGAUCAAAAGACCUAAUACAACCAGUUGAUCUCAGUUUAGUAAAAUUAGAAAAUAAUACAUCCACGGUUGAUCAAAGUGAGUCAAUUAAUUCUCCGUCGUGUUCAAAUAUGGAUUUGGUUCCAAGUUUAAGUAAUUUUUGGAGACCUUUUAUUGAAGGUGUGGAUCAAAAUUCAUUGGAAGGUCGCAAUAUGCUAUCAUUGGUUGAACCAAUAGUACCAUAUUUAAAUCCAUUUUUUAUCAAUAAUAUGGAAACAUUAGGAUUAUCUCCAACACCUGUUGAUCAGUUUUACAAGAACUUUGUAUAUCAAGCAUGUAUAGGAUUAGCUGCAGUUGAAAAAUUACAAAUAGAAAAAAAGCUGACAAACAAUUUAAAAAAAAAGAAAAGAGAUGUUAGCGAAGAUAAAGAUGAUAUUAAGAAGACAGAUGUUUCAAUAAAUCGGUAUUGUACAUUUUGUCAUCCAGUUUAUGGUUCAACUAAAUGCCUGUUUUAUCAUCGAUAUGAGUCAAAGUUCAAAGAAGACGUAGCCAUUUGUCUGUGUUGUGAUGAUGAUGAUACAGAUGAAGAAGACGAAAAUGAACUAAAAACUGAAGACAUGGCUGAUAAGAAUGAUGAAGUUAUAGAAAAGGCCAAAGUUACUGCUGGCUGGUUUGGAAAAGGUUACAAGAAAAGAAUUAAAAAAAAGAAAUAAGUAUAAUUAUUUAUUUUAAAAUUAGUUUUUCUCAUUAUUUCUUUACCUUCCAGUAUUUAAG
This is a messenger RNA of Myzus persicae (green peach aphid), 1977 nucleotides long. It is a transcript of the gene Sirt7, whose product is annotated as NAD-dependent protein deacetylase sirtuin-7. Lineage: Eukaryota; Metazoa; Arthropoda; Insecta; Hemiptera; Aphididae. The transcript has 7 exons. Gene Ontology annotation, molecular function: NAD+ binding. Bases 30 to 1916 code for a protein of 628 amino acids. The record is from RefSeq and is a predicted model, not a curated record.